Molecule: messenger RNA, 6570 nt
Organism: Hermetia illucens (black soldier fly)
Lineage: Eukaryota; Metazoa; Arthropoda; Insecta; Diptera; Stratiomyidae
Gene: woc
Product: zinc finger MYM-type protein 3
Exons: 11
Coding region: 545-5803 (1752 amino acids)
Molecular function (GO): zinc ion binding
Source: RefSeq, a predicted model, not a curated record
UUUGUAAGCAUAGAAAAUGGUUCCACGAUAAAUUUAUCUACAAUUAAUAAGAUAAAAAGUUAUAUUUUAAACAAUUUAUAUCUAGAUGACACUAAAACAAAGUCCUAGAUGAACCAUUUACUUCGUACUAGUUCAUAAAAUGGCUCGCGUUUGUUUUUGGCGUUUAUUUUACGGUCGCAAUUAGAAGGCAAUUUUCUGCUGUCGCAAAUCCAGACAGUAGCCUAAAUUUCAUCCAAUUUAAUUCUUCCGUAAUUAAACUUUGCGGUCAUACUAUUUACCACUAUCGCCGUUCGCGGAAUAAACCGAAUAAAAAGUCCGGGACAGUGACGUUUGGCGUGAAGAACGCGAGUGGAAAAAGGCAUUUUUUGACGCAUCAUUUUGAUGAGUGCCUGUUGUGUGUACAGUGCACAUUAGAAUUUUUACCUCGUUAAAUAUUUUCAGCGACAGUAAUUCCCAUCAGAAUCCACAUUCAAGCGAUCCCCGGCUAAUUUCAGCGAAAGUAGCCGGUGUUGAUUUCAGUUAUUCAAUGUAAAAGUUUGCAAGUAUGGAUGAAGAUAAAGAACCACAAGCUCCACCUACCGAAAAAGAUAAUGCACCACCUUUAACAGACAAGUUUGCAGUGGAAGUGCAUCCAGCAAAUGAAGAAGAUCCCAGUAUUUCCUUCUCACAUUCUAAUUUGGAAGCAAGCUCAGCCCCGCCACUACAACUUCUCAAUAAUGAAAGUGAAUUCAGCGGUGAAAUCACUGAAAUGCCUGAGCAAAUCCUCGAGGAAUCUGAACUGAAAGAGGAAGACCAUAAUGAGCUCCCACUGAGUGUUAACAUCGAGGAUCAAUUGAAAGAAUUUGAUGGUUCUGAUGACGAAGGAGUGGCGAGUAAAGAAGGCCAUGAGCCUAUUGAAAAUCUUGUUGAUGCGUUAUGUGAUAGCGAAUCAUCAAAACAUGGGAACGAAACAUUGGGUAGUGCAGAAGUUCAUUCCGAUGGUGAAGAGGAUUCAAAUCAGAUUUCUAGCACUGAUAAGGACGCGUUUGAGGAAGUUGAUAUGUCGUUGGUCGAGAAGGAAAAGACAACAACUUCUGAAGAGAAUGACGUUCUUUCUGAUGAUAGAACACAAGCAAUGGUUAGUGGAUCGAAAGGAGAUCACACUGAUGAUGAAGGCGAUGAGUCAAGAACAGAUUCCCGAAUGGAAGUAGAUGGCGACGACCAUGAAGAACAUGUGGACGAGGAUCAUGAAAUGAGCCAUGAUCAUUUUGAACAUCAAGAUGAGGAAGGCACUAGAGAUAACGAUCAUGUUGAAGGAGAAGCUGGAGAUGAUGACCACCACGACGAGCACGAAGUGGCCGAAGAAGAAGAUGCACAGGGCGAGAGAAUCACCCCAAAUAACGACGACGAUGAUGAUGAACAUGAUGAAAACAAAACAAGCUCCUCUCCCACUGAAAAAAAUAAUGGCGAGGUAGAGGUGCAAAACGAUGAUGAACAUGAGAACUCCAAUUGUGUGGACGUUGCAAAAUCCAAUACGCCAACGGAUGAUUUGCCUAGUCAAGCCGAUGGAGUAGAAAUCACGGGGGAUAUUGAACCAAUGGAAGUGGACAAAUCGACUGUGCAAAAUAUCGACGUCUUGAAAGAUACCAGUGGCAAUUCAAAAGAGAUCGAAAAAGCCAAUGAAAGUGUGGGAACCAGUGAAUCGGCAGAACAUAUCGCAAAUACAAGAUUGCGAAGCGAACGCAACAAAAAUCCCAAAAAUACACCUGACUCAGAUGCAGGGAAUCCCAGUCAUGAGGAUAAUUCUUCGAAAAUGAAAACAAGAGUGUCUCGAAGAUUGUCACCGGAAACUGUUAGCGAGAAUAGCAAGGAUAAAAGCGAAACAGCAAAGCCCCGAACAAGAACUAAGACAAUGGACGGAUCUGUGGAGCGGCCAAAUCCUGGACACACUCCAACUCGCUCUAAAGCAGCAGUUGAAGAAGUUGAGGAAGUAGAAAAUCACGAGCACAAUGAAAACCUUGAAUUGAAGGAACUUCAAAUUAAAGAACUUACCGAAGAUUUUCCCGAAGAAAAAUGCACACGUUGCCGUAAGGUUCGUCAAUGUCAGUACAAAUACAUGAUGAGUGGGGAAAUCAGAUUCCUGUGUAGCCUCAAAUGCACGAGUGGUUUCCGUUCGAUGUGCAAAGAUGUAUUUCAUUUGAUCGCGCGAAAAGUUCCAAUCAGUUUGGUAUUUGAUGUUCAGCAAGUCUGUUAUAUGUGCAAAACACGUAAAAGUUGUCGAUACCGUUUGAAACGUCCUGACGACGAAACCCAAUUCAUUUAUUUAUGUGCGCCAAAAUGUUAUAAUUCGUUUGUUGGAAUGAAUGUUGAGAAGUACUUCAAGAGGCGGAAAACUUAUUUAGUGCAAGAGGUAUCGAGCGAAGUGGCCGAAAUAGAAAAGAAAUGCAUUCGCUGUGGUACUACGAAAAAAUGCUUAUACAGUUUUCGCGACGACGAGAAUAUAACACAUUUUAUUUGCGAGGAUGCCUGUUUUGAGUUGCUGGAACGAGAGGAGGAGAAUCGAUUGAAGUUAAAACGACGAUCAGUUCGUGUGCGUGAUUUGGGGGCACCACCUGAAACUCCCACCCAUGCUGUAGUCCCACCGGCUCCAGCUCCUCCUCCACCGGUAGAGCCGCGAAACAUAACUCGUUCUGAGGAGGAGGCUGAGCAAGCCCGUUUCGAUCGAGAAGCCUCUUUAGUGCGUCGCUGUGGGGCAUGUUAUAUGAUCAUAUCAUCAACUCGAGUCCUUCUCGAGUGGGAAACAUUCCCAUUCUGCAAUGAUAUGUGUUUAGAAAAAUAUCAAAAUAUCAUCGGAUCAAAUUGUACAAAUUGCAAUAGUUUAGUCUCAUCCACUAGCAUGGGAAAGUAUUGUGUUCGGUUUGGUUUCGAGGUUCGCCAGUUUUGCAGUUCUCAUUGUUUAGAUACGUACAAGAAGAAGAAUUUGAAAGAAUGUGCGCAUUGUCAGAAGGAUAUCUCACACGACAAAGAUGGGUUCCUGGCACCCGUCGGAGAUAAAUCACAGUUCAAGGAUUUCUGCUCGAAAGCGUGUGUGAAGAAAUAUGAAGAUCUGUUGAAUCCAAGGAAAAAGCAAAAUACAGGAAAUUGUGCUGUAUGCAAUUUGGAUAAACAAGUCCGUGUAGAUUUGUUACUGGAUGAUAAAGACUUCGAAUUUUGUUCAAACCCGUGUUUUUCUGCUUUCAAGUUCGUGAAUAACAUUUCUCCAGAUCAGUGCGCAUUGUGCUUGAAAUAUUUUGAAAGAAAAAGCUCAAAUGCGUUCACACUAUACGAAGAUAAUAACCCGAAGAUGUUCUGCAGUCGAAUAUGCUUGACCGUGUUCAUAUCACUAAACCGGAAGAUCGUGUCUUGCCAGUGGUGCAAAGUGAAAAAGUAUAAUUAUGAUAUGAUAUUAAGAAACAAUGCUGGCCUGAUAACCACUCUUUGUUCGACAACAUGUCUGCGAAAAUACUUGGGACCGGGGUCCAUAAACGCUAGUAGCAGUGCGCUAGUAGUACGACUACAGAAAAUCUGCGAUCAGUGUCACUCGAAUUGCAACCCAACUUUCAGUUUGGCUAUGUCUGAUUCUACGUCUAGGAAUUUUUGUACACAGCAAUGUGUCAUCGACUUCCAGGCGAUUCACAAACGUCCUUUAAAUGAUUCGAUGAAAAAUUCUGGACCGAAAAGUAAACAGGCACCUUAUCCUGUGGGCCUACCUAAGAAGUUGCAGCCUAAAUCAGAUAAAUCUAUCGUUCGACCAGUACAAUUGGGUCAACAUUCUCCGCCACAUAGUCCAAUAUGCAGCAAUUUGCCCUCAACGCCAGCUCCGCCUCCGCUGGCUGUACUAACGCCGGCACCCACUCCGGUUCAACCUUCUCCUGAACCUGCAGAGCCACCACUACCGCCACCGCAAGCCCCAUCACCGGAUUAUGGUCUCCCAUCCCUGAAGCGUAGAGGUCGACCGAAGAAGACAAUGGACUUGUCUUUUGAUCAUGACUCAAUGGUGCCUUCACCUCCGACUCUACGACCAGUGAAGAAACGACACUUUGGAACCAACACUAUGGAAACCGGUGGUAUAAGAUCCCAAAUCAUAACCGUACCCCCACCACAACCGCAAAUGGUUAAUAAACAGACAAUGUGUCAGCCAUCAGCAGAAGCACUAGCGAUGCAAGCUCGUCGCCCUACGUGUACUGUCGAAUUGCAAACCGAAGAUUCUCUUGAGAAAAAAUAUUUCGUACCCGUUCCAGUGCCGAUUUACGUUCCUCAACCUAUGCACAUGUACUCACAGCCAUUCCCUGUACCUGUGCCGAUUCCUUUACCGAUUCCAGUGCCAAUUUUCAUCCCAACCACUCGCAAUACAGCUGCUGGUAUUAUGAAAGAAAUCAAGAAAAUCCAAGACAAGAUGCCAGCUGAUCCAUUUGAAGCAGAAUUGCUGAUGAUGGCGGAAAUGGUUGCGGAUGAAAAGCGAAACGAAUCAGAUUCGGAACCUGAGGAUGCAGUCGAAGAUACUUCUGUUGUAGAAUAUGCCCCCGAAGGUGAUGAUAUCUUCCAGAUGGAUUUGAAUAUUUCAACGGGAUAUGAGGAGCAACCAAAUGUGGAUAUUGAAACAACUAUGCCGGCAAAUGCAAUACAACAAGUCACCCCUACAUUGGAGGGUGUAAAUGAUUACAUGUCGCAGCAGCAACAAAUGAUGAUGAUGGAUCCGCAGAGACGACUCAUGCCGGGCAACGUCAAUACUCCUCGCAAGCGAGCUGCAUCGCCAACCGGUCCACGUGGCCGGCUCUCCAGCACACCACCCCAAAAGCGACAUCGAGCACAACAGCAGCAGCAACAACCUCAACAGCAACAGCAACUGGUUACACCUCCUUCGGAACCUAUUCGUGCAACAGAACCUGCCGAACGACCCGAUGCAAAUAUGUGCUUGAAGUACACAUUUGGCGUAAAUGCCUGGCGGCAGUGGGUUAUGAACAAAAAUGCCGAUAUCGAGAAAAGUACGAUUCGACGGAAACCAUUCAAAACGGAGCUACUGCAAUUAACUGCCGAUGAACUCAACUAUUCAUUGUGCCUUUUCGUGAAGGAAGUUCGAAAGCCAAGUGGUAGUGAAUAUGCACCGGAUACAAUCUACUAUUUGGUUUUAGGCAUUCAGCAAUAUCUUUAUGAAAACGGUCGGAUUGACAAUAUUUUCACAGAUCCUUACUAUGAAAGGUUCACCGAUUGUUUAGAUGAGGUCGCACGUAAAUUUUCCAUUCUCUAUAAUGAUUCACAAUACAUUGUGACGCGUGUCGAAGAAGAACAUUUGUGGGAAUGUAAACAACUGGGAGCACAUUCUCCACAUGUUCUACUCAGUACUUUGAUGUUUUUCAAUACGAAGCACUUCAAUUUAACAACCGUCGAUGAGCACAUGCAGCUAUCAUUCUCACAUAUUAUGAAACACUGGAAGCGGAACCCUGCCAGCAAGCAAAAUCAAAGUACUCGAAACGUACUUUUACGUUUCUAUCCGCCACAAACCACUCCAGAUAAUCCUCGCAAGAAGAAAGUCUACGAACAACAAGAGAACGAAAGUAAUCCACUACGGUGCCCUGUAAAGUUGUAUGAAUUCUAUUUAUCCAAGUGUCCCGAAAGUGUCAAAACGCGCAGCGAUGUAUUUUAUCUUCAGCCAGAACGGUCAUGUGUCCCUGACUCUCCAGUGUGGUAUUCAACACAACCUCUGAGUCGUGAAUCUUUGAAUAAAAUGUUGCAUCGUGUUAAGAUGGUUAAAGAAAUUAACGUAGCGCUACUUAGCAGUCAAUAAGCUCAAUGCAUAACAAAUAAAGAGGAUUAAAAACAAUCUGUAAGUUAGAGGAAACUAGGAUAAAACAUUCAUUUAUUUAGCAUUCAUUAAAUGCGGUACGCAGUGACACAAAUAUGUGAAAAUAUUGUAUAUAUACAGCAUAUUCCAUAAAUAUCUUUAUUUUUAGUCUUAACUGAUAUUCAGAGAGAUGGUUACAAGGAAAAUUUAUUGAAAACCUAAGUUUUUUGCAAUCAUGAUAAGAUAAUUGAUUACUAGUUUCGUUAAACCUUUGUUUCGAUAAAUCCGUGCGGUAAAACAUAGUUGUAGUUAUUAUAUAUAAUUGAGAAGCAAAUAAAAAUUAAGUUUAAAUAUUUUAGAAAACAAUCUGAUUUGUAUGAAGUAUAUUUUAUAUAUUUCUGCAAUGGUCACGCAGGAAGUGACGAAAUUGUUUUUUUAUGCAUAAGCGAAGGUGAUUUUGUCGGCAAGCAAUCAUUGCGACAACAUUUUCUCACUUUUAUGAGUUCCCCAGAAAAAAAAAGAGAACAACAAACAAUUCAUAAAAUUUCGGCUGAAAAUAUACAUUCUCAUUUCAUCAUAAAACACGUACAUAUAUAGAUGCGUCUCAUAAGUGCAACUUUCGUGAAUAUUAGAGAAACGUAAUAAAUCUCCCAAGAGGCAGUAGCACAUCACUUCAAACAAUAAAUAUAUAUUAAGAACUUAAGAACACUUAUACACAUCUAGCAUUACAAUAAAUUUUCUAUUUUUUUCUGGAAUUGUAUUAUAUAAAA